Gadus morhua (Atlantic cod) is the source of this 1325-nucleotide messenger RNA. RefSeq names its product regulator of G protein signaling 8 (gene rgs8). Lineage: Eukaryota; Metazoa; Chordata; Actinopteri; Gadiformes; Gadidae. Bases 304 to 828 code for a protein of 174 amino acids. The record is from RefSeq and is a predicted model, not a curated record. The transcript has 5 exons.
AGAGAGAGAGAGAGAGAGAGAGAGAGCAUAGCACGCUGAUCCUCAGCCUUGGAAGACACUGAGGCUGCCUUUGAGUCGUAGCUGACAUUGGGGGGGAGAAAGCGGAGGGACAGAGGCGAGAAGACUGCGACUGAGUCCGCUACUGCCACCCACCUAGCUCGCACACACACGCACACACACACAGACACACACAUACACACCCAGACACACAUACACACACACACACACGUUGUGCGCACGCGCACAAAUUCACACAAGCAGCCACAGGCGCGUGCUCAAGAGGCAGAGGCAAGAUUCAGGACCAUGAAGACCCGACUGGGCUGCCUGUCCAACAAGUCUGACUCAUACAGCGACUUCUCCGAGUUCCUGCCGCCUGCCGAUGUAACAGCUGCCAGGUGUCUGAAAAUUUCAACGGCUGAGGUGGUCCAGUGGUCAGAAUCAUUUGACCAACUUCUUUCUCACAAAUACGGCUUCUCUGCCUUCCGGGCCUUUCUGAAGACGGAGUUCAGCGAUGAGAACAUUGAAUUCUGGAUGGCGUGCGAGGACUACAAGAAAAACAAGAGUUCAACCAAGUUGGUGUCCAAAGCAAACAAGAUCUAUAUGGAAUUCAUUGAUGUCCAGGCCCCCAGAGAGGUGAACAUUGACUACGGCACCAGGGAGAGGACUAGACAGAGCCUAGAAGACCCGUCCCCCAGCAGUCUGAACGAGGUCCAGGCCAAGGUCUACGGCCUCAUGGAGAAAGACUCAUACCCACGCUUCCUCAGGUCUUCAAUGUACCAGGACAUUGUCAACAGGACUCACGCGCACAACCAACGGAGAUCGGUCUGACCAAGGCCUACACACACCAGCAUGGACAAACCAAAAGUAAUACCAGUGGACCAAGUACAGCACCUCUAAAUAUAUAUGUGUGUUUAUGUGUGUAUGUGGUUUUUUCACCUUAAAGACUACAUCUUCAAUUUUCUGAACUUACUGUGAAUUUUGGAUAGAACGGGUUAAAGAGAGUGAGAGGAAAUUGAUUGAUUAAAAUGUGUUGGUUGGCUGCACUAAUAGGAACGUAACAACACUAGAGAUAUAGUAUUAUUAUUCACAUUCACACAAAAGAGAGUCAAAGGAUAAUAUCCACAUUCUUGAAAGAACAAUAGUAUUUGAGGUAACUGAGAUAAUAAAAUGGCUUAUCGUAUUUGUCUUAUCUUAUGCUCAUAGAUAGUUAUGAUCAGUGUUGAACGUAAUGAACACGCUAAAAGAGCGGCGUUCAUUGAACACGCUUAUAUAUUUGGUGAACGGUGAACUGAGCGUACCCGUUUGUGGCUAGUGAGCGUCGUUCA